Molecule: messenger RNA, 1154 nt
Organism: Daphnia pulex (common water flea)
Lineage: Eukaryota; Metazoa; Arthropoda; Branchiopoda; Diplostraca; Daphniidae
Exons: 5
Coding region: 103-843 (246 amino acids)
Source: RefSeq, a predicted model, not a curated record
AUCUCGGUAGUCACCACACUGCACUUGCUGGCCUCUAGCGCAUCUUGUCCCGAGUUAAUUCGAUUUAGUAAAACUCCCGAAAAAUCUGAUUAGGUUUUCAUCAUGGCUAAAAUUUCUCCAUCCAUUUCUUUGUUGUUGAUUGCUGUGCUGGCUUGUACCUGGCUCAUGGGGACUACGGCCGAAGAGAACAUCCAAAAUCCUUCGCGGACUGAACGCCAAUACUCAUUGAAUGCUGGCGAUUAUGCCGUUCCUUAUUACGGCCCCAUCCUGGAAUUGCCGAGUUUCAGUUACAACACGGAGACUAGAGCACCUAAUUAUUUGAACAGACCUUUUUUCACGGCGGCAUCUGCAGCUUCUUCCGGAGAAAGGACGUUUCAGACACUGCUCAAUCUUAUUUCUGGGAGGCCUCUGUGUGCAGCAUGUCCUAGUUGCCCGGCAUGUCCUAGCUGCCCCACAUGCCCAGUAGUCCCCGUGAUUCCAGCAGAUGUGAUUCCUUUAGCCCCUGAAUCAGCAAAGUGUCUUACCGCUAAUAUUGCGAAAGAUUCUGACGAUUUGACGACUUGCUCAAGUGUAUCGGCAGCGCCCAGUGGAAUUAUUGACGUGACAUUUGCUGCUGCCCAAACGGUUACCAUUGGAAUCGUCGCCGUUGCACCCAAUACUAAAGUCACGUUGACUUGUACUGCCAUUCCAACCGGCACAGACUUGGGAGCAAAAACGCAAGCUGGACCCAUAACAGCGAACGCAGUGAUAACUUCUCCCAAAGGUUUCGUACAAAUUAUCGCGUCUGCCGGUACUGGAGCUAACGAUAAAAAACAGUUGAAAUGCUCGUGGAAAUCGUCUUAGAUGUUGCGUCAGGAGAUCGCAAAUUCGCAGACCACUCUUCGGUUUUUGCCGUACUUACCUAUACAUCCGUAGUUAUAUGCAUCGCUUAUAGUCUUGAUUUGAGUUAAAACAUCGGUCUAUUCACAUUUGUUGCAAUUGUAAAUGUAGUAAACCAGCAUUGCUUUUAAUUAGUUCAAGUUACCUGGGGAUUCUAUCGCGUAUGCCUGUCGAUCUGUUCAUUCUGCUGGUGAUGGUUUAUUAUACACUUGAAAAUGUUUCAUUUGAGCUUCCAAAUUUUUGAAGACUUUGUAAUACAAUUAGCAAGUUAAAAU